UACUGCAGUUUGGUCAUACGGGUUUUUUCUGUGGUCAGUGAGUGACAUCAAACUGGAGGCCAAACCCUCCUCUUUUAGCCCGGCCAGACCUCGCGCUCCCCUCUACUUUGUUGCCACUGCGCUCUGAGAAAGAGAGAGAAAGAGAGGGAGAGGGAGAGGGAGUGAGAGAGAGAGAGCGUUAACAAAACGCUGCGCCAGCGAAAUCCCAGUCGUGAACGCGUCCUGCGCCCCGCGUGCACGCGCCCUUUUCCGAACAAACGACAGUUUUAGAGCAGCGAAACAUCCUGAGACUCACUGAUCCCCGCGCGCGCUCUGCUUCUCCGGUGUUUACAGCUACUGCAGCAGCGCCAUGUGGAUCGUGCUGCUGCUGUGCGUGUGCGCCGCGUGCGCCUCGGGUACCGCGGGAGCGCGUGUAAGUAAGCGCUUCGUGAUCGGCGGGUGCCCGGGACACUGCGAUACGAGCACGUGCCCGGCCAUGCCCAGGCUCUGCACCACCGGCCAGGUGAUGGACCAGUGCGGCUGCUGCCCGGUCUGCGCGUCCGGAGAGGGCGAGGCGUGCGGCGGCGUGGGGAAGCUGGGGGACCCGGUGUGCGCGGAGGGGCUGGAGUGCUCGGUGAGCGGCGGGGCGGUGGGCUACACGGCCACGGUCAGGCGCAGGGGGCAGAGCGGCGUGUGCGUGUGCCGAAGCGGGGACCGCGAGCCCGUGUGCGGGAGCGACGGCCAGACCUACCGGAGCGCGUGCGAGCUGAGGCGCGCCAACGAGAGGGCGCAGAGACUCCAGCAGCCGCCCGUGCUGCUCAUCCAGCGCGGCGCGUGCGGCACCGCUCUGGAGCACCCAAACAGCCUGCGGUACAAGUACAACUUCAUCGCUGACGUGGUCGAGAAGAUUGCCCCUGCUGUAGUUCAUAUUGAACUAUAUCGCAAGAUGGUGUAUUCUAAGCGUGAGAUGGCAGUGGCUAGUGGAUCGGGCUUUGUCGUGUCAGACGAUGGACUCAUUGUGACCAACGCCCACGUGGUGGCCAAUAAGAACAGGGUGAAGGUGGAGCUGAAGAACGGGGCGUCCUACGAUGCAAAGAUCAAAGACGUAGAUGAGAAAUCAGACAUCGCUCUCAUAAAGAUUGACUCUCCGAGUAAACUUUCUGUGCUGUCUCUGGGUCGCUCAGCUGAUCUCAGGCCUGGCGAGUUUGUGGUGGCCAUUGGCAGCCCGUUCUCCCUCCAGAACACCGUCACCACCGGCAUCGUCAGCACCACUCAGAGAGGCGGCAAGGAGCUGGGCCUGAGGAACUCCGACAUGGACUACAUUCAGACUGAUGCCAUCAUUAAUUACGGAAACUCCGGAGGACCUCUAGUUAAUCUGGAUGGUGAGGUGAUUGGGAUAAACACUCUUAAGGUUACAGCCGGGAUCUCCUUUGCCAUUCCUUCAGACAAGAUUACACAGUUCCUGUCUGAGUCCUACGACAGACAGGCCAGAAGUGGUAGAGGAGGAGCGAAGAAGAAAUACAUUGGUGUCCGAAUGAUGACACUGACCCCUGCGUUGGCUAAAGAGCUGAAAGCUAAACAGAGGGACUUCCCUGAUAUUACAUCUGGAGCCUACGUAAUCGAGGUCAUCACCAAAACCCCAGCUGCUGUUGCUGGCCUGAAGGAACAUGAUGUCAUCAUCUCCAUCAACAGCCAGCGGAUCUCCACAGCCACAGACGUCAGCACAGCCAUCAAAAAAGACUCCACUCUGCGCAUGGUUGUUCGCCGCAGCAACGAGGACGUCAUGCUCACUGUGAUCCCCAUGGAAAUCGACCCUUGACCUUGACUGGAGCUGGUGCUAAUUCUCCACAGCAAUGAACUCACUGGGCAUGUCUGAGGCCACACCCACUGGCCUUCUGAUGACCGGCAGGGUGAAAGGCUCUGUCUUACAGACUGUAUAAAGUGCAUUAAUUUAGACCCCUUUUCACAUGUAUUAUGAAUUUUUUUUUGUUUGUUUAUGUUUUUUUUUAAUAUUAUAUUACUAAUAAAUGUUACUACUGUUUACCAGGUAAAAUAAGCCAUGGUUAGUUCUCAAAAAUACUUUUUCCCAUAAAAUACAAAAUGAAGCAUCUUUCUUAGCUGUGUCCAGCCCAUCAAUGCCGAUGUAAAGCAAUUUAUAAAAGUUUAAAAUUUAAACCUAAAUGUUUUUGGAUUUUAUACAAUUUUUUGUAAAAUAAAAAUUUGACUUUUUCAUUAUGUACAAAAAAAGAAUAAAAGACAUUUGAUAUU
Molecule: messenger RNA, 2247 nt
Organism: Astyanax mexicanus (Mexican tetra)
Lineage: Eukaryota; Metazoa; Chordata; Actinopteri; Characiformes; Acestrorhamphidae
Gene: htra1a
Product: HtrA serine peptidase 1a
Exons: 9
Coding region: 350-1798 (482 amino acids)
Biological process (GO): positive regulation of apoptotic process; proteolysis; programmed cell death
Cellular component (GO): extracellular region
Molecular function (GO): protein binding; serine-type endopeptidase activity
Source: RefSeq, a predicted model, not a curated record